Molecule: messenger RNA, 354 nt
Organism: Heterostelium album PN500
Lineage: Eukaryota; Evosea; Eumycetozoa; Acytosteliales; Acytosteliaceae
Exons: 2
Coding region: 1-354 (117 amino acids)
Source: RefSeq, a predicted model, not a curated record
AUGAAAAAUUCUAUAACUUUAAUAACUUAUUCGCACAAGACUAUAAAUAGAUCAUCAAUUCUAAUUUUAUUUAUCAAAACAAAUCUUAAUAGUAUUAAAAUGAAGAAACAAUUAUUUUAUUUUGUAUUAGUAUUCUUAAUUUUGGCAGCAGCAGGUGUAAACGGAGAAUGUAGAGAGUUCUGCAAGUUAAAACAUGAACCUUGUUUAGAAAGAUCAAAAAAUCACUUUAGAAAUGCAUCACCUCAACAAAUAGCUACUCUAUGUGAAUCUUUAGAAAAAAAAUGUGUAACUCUCUGUAUAUCUGGACAAAUACAUGAACCCAUUGAAGUUACUCCUCCACCACCAGCCGAUUAA